AUGAACAAUAAUAAAGAAUUCGGCCUGUUAUGUAAAAAAGUUGAAAUACAGCAACAACAAAUUGACUAUUUAACAAAGACUGUGCAAAAACUUCAAGAACAAUUAGAAUGGAUGAACAACUGUAUAAAGCAAGAACAUAAAAAACCAAUUGAUGAUAAUAGUAUUGUCAGCAGCAAUUUACAAAACGAUGAAAUAAAUUUUAAAAAUACCAAUAACUAUUUUGAAAACUAUAAUGACAGUUAUUAUGGCAACAAUACAUACACCUCAAACAACAAAAGAAAAAGUGAUAGAAAUGAACACUAUAGGAAUGAUGAAUAUUUUAAUAAUAAUAACAGUAAUAACAAUAAUAAUAAUAAUAACAGUAGAUAUAACAAUAAUAACUAUCAAUAUCCUGAAAUAAACCAAUCUCAUUAUAAUCUUCAAAAUAAUAAUAAUAACAAUACUAAUAAUAACAAUAAUAAUAACUAUCAAGAACAACAUUUUAAUACCUCAGGCUCGGAUUACCAGCAACAAUAUCAAAAUCAAAGCUACCAACAUAAUAAUCUACAAACCUAUACCCAACAAUACCAAAAUGAACCCCAAUCGUUUAAAUUAAUACCAAAUAGAAUAGAAAGAAGAUAUAAAUCAAGUGGUGUCGUUUUAUAUGCAAUCGAUAAUUAUGGUAAUAUUAAAAUAUUAUUAGGUUGUGAGGAUCUUUCUAAAAAAAAAGAUUAUAAAAAACGUCAAGAUAAAUGUGUGUACACACUACUAGGUGGAAAAAGGGAUAGAACCGAAAAAAGUAUAGAUACUGCAAUGAGGGAACUCAACGAAGAAACAAAUUUCAUCUUUAACGAUACUGAAACUGAUCGAUAUCGCCAACUACUAGAGUCUGAAAACACAAUUAAAUAUUGGAUACCAAGCGGAGGUUAUAUUUUAUAUUGUGCUCAAAUCCCAUAUGAUGAAAAUAUACCCAAAAGAUUCAGAAGGAACAACUAUAAUAACUAUAACAAUAAUAAAAACAUCAAAAUCAAUAAAAAAGAAUCAGAAUCAAUAGUUUCACUCGAGUGGAUAGAUUAUAGCUCCAUCUCCUCUUGUGAUUUUAGAAACCCAAUAUUUAUUCGCUCAAAUGGAGAAAGAGGAGAACUAUACAGAUUCUUUAUUGAAAUAUUAAAUACUAUUUAUAAACAAUUUGAACUUUUACAAUCACCUCAAUCACAAAAUAAUUAUUAA
Messenger RNA from Dictyostelium purpureum, 1209 nucleotides. RefSeq lists its product as uncharacterized. Bases 1 to 1209 code for a protein of 402 amino acids. NCBI's taxonomy places the organism in Eukaryota, Evosea, Eumycetozoa, Dictyosteliales, Dictyosteliaceae. The transcript has 2 exons. The record is from RefSeq and is a predicted model, not a curated record. Gene Ontology annotation, molecular function: hydrolase activity.